Messenger RNA from Camelus dromedarius (Arabian camel), 3195 nucleotides. It is a transcript of the gene DNAJA4, whose product is annotated as DnaJ heat shock protein family (Hsp40) member A4. NCBI's taxonomy places the organism in Eukaryota, Metazoa, Chordata, Mammalia, Artiodactyla, Camelidae. Bases 171 to 1448 code for a protein of 425 amino acids. The transcript is spliced from 8 exons. Gene Ontology annotation, molecular function: ATP binding; Hsp70 protein binding. The record is from RefSeq and is a predicted model, not a curated record. Gene Ontology annotation, cellular component: cytoplasm; cytosol. Gene Ontology annotation, biological process: protein refolding; response to heat.
AGUCCAACCCCUCGGGGCAGAGUUCCCGCCGACGCUGCCCUCCAGGCCACCCGAUCCUCGAGCCAGCCGGACCCACGGACCCACGGAAGGGAAAGGGGACGGCCCCGGGGCGGCGGGACGGUCGUCGGAAGGCGCCCUCUGCGUCGAAGCCGUCUUCCAAGCCCCCCAACAUGGCCCGGGGCGGCAGUCAGAACUGGAGUUCCGGGGAGUCGGACGCGCGGCCGGAGGAGCAGGCGGCCGAGACUGGAGACAAGAUGGUGAAGGAGACCCAGUACUAUGACAUCCUGGGGGUGAAGCCCAGCGCCUCCCCGGAGGAGAUCAAGAAGGCCUAUCGGAAGCUGGCGCUCAAGUACCACCCGGACAAGAACCCGGAUGAGGGCGAGAAGUUUAAGCUCAUAUCCCAGGCAUAUGAAGUGCUUUCAGAUCCAAAGAAAAGGGACAUCUAUGACCAGGGCGGCGAACAGGCGAUUAAGGAAGGAGGCUCAGGCAGCCCCAGCUUCUCAUCCCCCAUGGACAUCUUUGACAUGUUCUUUGGUGGCGGAGGACGGAUGGCUAGAGAGAGAAGAGGCAAGAAUGUUGUACAUCAGUUGUCUGUAACUCUUGAAGAUUUAUAUAAUGGAGUCACAAAGAAAUUGGCUCUCCAGAAAAAUGUAAUUUGUGAGAAAUGUGAAGGUGUUGGUGGGAAGAAAGGCUCCGUGGAGAAGUGCCCGCUGUGCAAGGGGCGGGGGAUGCAGAUCCACAUCCAGCAGAUCGGGCCAGGCAUGGUGCAGCAGAUCCAGACCGUGUGCAUCGAAUGCAAGGGCCAGGGCGAGCGCAUCAACCCCAAGGACCGCUGCGAAAACUGCAGUGGCGCCAAGGUCAUCCGAGAGAAGAAGAUUAUCGAGGUGCAUGUGGAGAAAGGUAUGAAGGAUGGGCAAAAGAUACUAUUUCAUGGAGAAGGAGAUCAGGAGCCUGAGCUGGAGCCUGGUGAUGUCAUAAUUGUGCUUGAUCAGAAGGAUCAUAGUGUCUUUCAGAGACGAGGCCAUGACUUGAUCAUGAAAAUGAAAAUUCAGCUUUCUGAAGCCCUUUGUGGCUUCAAGAAGACGAUAAAAACACUGGAUGAUCGAGUCCUUGUUAUUACAUCCAAAUCAGGCGAGGUGAUAAAGCAUGGGGACCUGAAAUGUGUGCGGAAUGAAGGAAUGCCGAUCUACAAGGCGCCCCUGGAGAAGGGGACUCUGAUCAUACAGUUUUUAGUUAUUUUUCCUGAAAAACACUGGCUUUCUCAAGACAAGCUUCCUCAGCUGGAAGCUCUUCUCCCUCCUCGACAGAAAGUCAGGAUUGCAGAUGACAUGGAUCAGGUGGAGCUGAAGGAGUUCAAUCCCAGUGAGCAGAACUGGCGCCAGCACAGGGAGGCCUACGAGGAGGACGAUGACGGGCCCCGGGCCGGCGUGCAGUGCCAGACGGCGUGACGCGGCCGGCGCGGCGUGGCCCGGCCCGGCUGGACUAGCACGUGAUGAAUGUAAAGUUGGCACAAUGAAAAUGGCAUCGCUUUAAUGGCCUCGUGUUUGGGGUGUCCUGUGUAUGUGUUCAGCAUUCUCAAUUGCUGAGUGUCUUUUUGGUUUUUCUUUUUUCUUUUGGUUGUAACUUAAGUUAUAGCUUAAUUUAUAUUUAAAUGUUUUAAGUGUAAAUCACCUCUAGUCUGCAUAUGGAAUCUGUUUAUUUACAUUUUCAGGAUACUUUUGAGAUGCCAGUGACCGCACUGACACUUUGUGCUUCUAGUGGCUUUGCCAUAACUCAGUUGCACCAAUAAAGCACAGCCCAGGCAAGAGCACUCAGCCCUCCGCGAGCCUCCAGGCCCGAGGUGGGCGACCUGGCCACCUCCAGCUCUGCGGUCUCUCUUCCCUCCCUCCUCCCUCCCGCGGGAGUUACUGAGGGCAUGAUCUCAGGGCUGCUAAUGUGACCUUUCUGAAUCUAGAUCCUAGAUGACUCCCCUCCAGAAUAAAAGCGCAUCUGUGGACUGGUCUUGGCUGCAGUGCCUGGUUCACACUGAGCGGGCUGCAGGGCCAACUUGAUUCCUCCUGUUCUGUGCCCUUGAGUGCUUGGAAUGGGUUGUGUGUGUCUGAUCAACUCUCUUGGAAGCUUCCCGCACCUUCCAAGCCUUGUGGUGAGGACUAGCCAGUGUUUUAAACGAAACGCCGAUAAAACUGUUUGCCUGUGACCCCCGCACCAUGUUCUUUGUGGUUUUAUUUUGUUGACAGCCUUUGCAGUAUUCUCCCACCAAAGUGCUUACUUGUAAAGAAAACGAGACCAUCCAUGUCCCCAGCAGCCUCAGUGCAGCAGCGGAAGCCAUGGGAUAACACUGGUGGUUUGGCCUCGUGGCACAGCCAGCUUCCCUGUCUGACCCGUGAUCCUGGAUGACUUGAGGGUCUGGAAAGGCAGAGAAGGUCUCAGUGUUUUGCACCUCAUUCUCCCAGACUCAGCUCCCUCCCAAAGGACCGCCCCUCUCCUUGCACAGCCAUAUCACAAAGGGCUUCCUGUCCAAGGGUAACGUUUUAGUGGGAACUGCACUGACUGAGUGCCACUGAGGGCUGCAGGCUGUACGGACUGCCACUGUAAAUGACAGCUUGUUUGGAGGGGGUUAGGCAUUAAUUUACUCCUGGCAGGAAGACUACAGUUUAAAUUUAGGGUUACCUCAACCUUUAGCUAUUACUACUCCUUUCCUCCCCAGACUAGCCAUGAAGAAAAACAGCUCCCUUCUAGGCUGCUGGCCACUUUUCAGAGCCACCCUUACUUGGUUCUACAGUACCUGAGAGUUUGACUUAGACCAGGGACCUCCCUGGGAGGGCCAAAGGCAGAUCAGACCCAUGGCAUGCAGGUCCGGCGGAUGGGCCAGGCUCCAGCAGAACACUGCUGGCUAGUGAGUGCGCGUAACGCGCUCAAACUAGGUAUAGAAAGAGCUCUGUCUAUUGGUCAGGAAAGACAUAAAAGCUAUUCUUCCAACUAAGACUAUAUGAAAAUCAAUUUACAAGCGGACCACAACUCCGGGGUGUUGUUUCUGUGCUGUGACUAAUAAAUUGCUAGAAAAUUACUGUCUAGUUGAUGGGACAGAAUUACAUUCAGCUCCUUGCCAUGUAAAUGGGAUUUGGAGGAUGUUGCUUAAAAUUUAUUCCACCUGUACAUUUGUCACUUUAAAAUUAAAAUCGAGCUGGUAUGAAA